AUGGACGAACCGAAUAAUAUGAACAAUGAUUAUAACAACAUCUGUCAAUCGACUUACCCGGAGGACUUUAAUUUUGAUGACAACAAUCCUCCAAUUUACACGCCUGUUAAUUUGCAAUCCCAAUAUCAUAUUCAAGGUUUCCUCCCUCCUGCUACUCCUACUUCCUUUUCUCUCUCCGACGAUGUUGAUGCGAUGCCAAUAAAUACACGUAGUAUGGACCACGGGGAUACUGGAACUUAUACAGACGAUUAUACAUCGUAUCACGGUAACCCCUCUGAAUAUGGCGUUGACACAAUGAACGGGCAGUUGAAUCUACCGAGCCACGAUCAAGUCGAAAACCAUUCUUGUCCGCUUCCAGUAUCUUUUCAGACAGUCUGUGGUCCCUCUGUCCCUCAUUCUGAUACGACAAACGACGGUCCGGCAGACAAUAAUUUUCAACACCUCAACAAUACAUGUAUUUCAUAUAUUCUUAUACAAGUGCCCGCAAGCCACGAAUACGUUGUUAUGAGAGAAGAGCGGACUCAGUUAGGCAGAGUGUCUAGCAUUGGCGAAAUGUUAGCUUUGCUCGAAUGUAAGAAAGAAAAUUAA
Paraglomus brasilianum is the source of this 588-nucleotide messenger RNA. The record is from the annotation of a GenBank genome assembly. Lineage: Eukaryota; Fungi; Glomeromycota; Glomeromycetes; Paraglomerales; Paraglomeraceae.